Messenger RNA from Bactrocera latifrons, 3189 nucleotides. RefSeq lists its product as uncharacterized. The record is from RefSeq and is a predicted model, not a curated record. Lineage: Eukaryota; Metazoa; Arthropoda; Insecta; Diptera; Tephritidae. The coding region runs from base 271 to 1788 and encodes 505 amino acids. The transcript is spliced from 3 exons.
UUAUACGAGCACAUAAGCAAAUGCACAAUCGAACGUAAAUAACACAUAACAGUGUAAGUAAACGUGCAUUCCCCUUUAAAUCGUAGUUCACUGCAGUUUAUUGCCUCGAAAGAUUGUACCAUGCACUGCAUCGCAGACUUGAUGAAUGCCAACACUGAAUAGUUUUGAAAUAUGCAAUACUCUAUAAAUUGAAUGGCAGACAACAUACUACAAAUUAAUCUUGCAGAAAUCGUUACAGCACAAACAGCUCGUGCAUGAGCAUUAAACAAAAUGGUUCAUUUCUUAAACAAUUGCAAGUGUUUCCAUAUUAUUUGGGAGACUACAUUGGAUAACAAACAACUACGUUACAUACUUUACCUCCUCUGUUUACUUAGUUGUCGCGGGAUAGCCAAGGGCAAGGAAGCAGCGCUACAACGUCGCUUCAUGUGGAAACAAAUGCACUUAGAUAACUUAGUAGGCAACAUGGCCACCAGGCCAUACUCCAUAAAACAUAUGACGUCCGAUCUAGCGCCCAACGGACACUCAGCGCUGACAAAUAAACUAUUUAAUUAUUUACCCUCGGAAACUACCAGAGUAAAAUACAUCAUCCAUAACCCCACAACAAAGAAACCCAUGAAAAUUAUCAAAAUUCGACCAAGCAAAAAAAUUGUUAAAAUAAUAACGAAGCCAACGAUUACUACCGACUCGAAAACGGUAAAUUCCUACAAAAGCACAAUGCCCGCGUAUCUCAAUAGUGACCAAAUGGAGAAGAUGGAAAAGGAACAAGAGUUAAUUGCAGAAGGACAAUUAUCAGUUAAAAGCGGCGAUGUUUAUCAACAAAAUCUUCUUUCCGAGAAUGAAAAAUAUUCACUACAGGCAUCCCAAGAAAUGACAGAUGAACAAAAUUCCUGGUUGCCAGUUUUUGACACUAGUGAAGUAGGUUCUACCAAUUCCCCACUCAAACCAAAUACACUAAGUCCACUACACACCAGCUUUAUGGCAGAAAGUCUGCCUAAACCAGAAAAACAGAUUUCUCAUCAAACGUUAUUGACCGUUGGAGAGCAAGAUCAAUACAAUGAUCAUGAUUACCAAAACCAAAAAAUACAGUCAAAUGGUUAUGAAGUCACUGAACAUAUUGCUGAAGAGUCUAUAGCAAUACCAUUAAUGCAAGGUUCACAUAUUAGUCUUCUAACUACUCCAUCCAAAUUUUCUUUGAUACAACCCACUAUCACUGCGUAUAGAGAUAAGUUUGUAUCAACGAUCACACCAAGUACCUUGACGGAGGAGCCACCAAACUACCCAGCCAAUUUCUUAAGGCGUUUUCAGGAACGGUUACAAACGACUACAAUCUUACCCCCUACGAAUUCUGCAAGUGCUGGUCUACUGACGAGAUCAAAACAACGGAAGAACUCAGAAGAACUUAACGGCGAUUGGACUCCAAGCAAUAUUAGUAACCCUAGAGACGCUUUCAAGUUAAGAGGUCGGUUUCACAGUUUAUCCUCCCGGGUUAAAACUGAAAAAUGGCCACCAGAGGUUGCAACCUCCACAUCUCAAUUUCCUUCUGAUAAGCUACCAAUAUUUGGCAACUAUGGCGAAAUGCGACAUUCAGUAUUAAUUUCUACUACUACAAACCCAAUAUUAGCAACAGAUAUCAAAGAGCAAGUCACCUCUCCUCCAACAGGCAGAUCGAGAAAAGCACCACCUUCUGCGGCAGUUAAGGUCAGACAAACGCUCGAAUUACCGAGACUUCAAAGUAACCGAGAACAUAAUCGUGGAUCUAUUAAAUUUGGUGACAAAAUCUUUACGUAAGAAUUGGUUUAGGUUUGUGUACAUCCUAAUUUCUUAUCUUUCCUCACAUCUGUUAUGCACAAUGAAUACUCAUUUACUUAGCAAUAGAAACCAAAUAUAAUUAAAUAAAUUUUGUUGUUGUAGUGAUUAGCUAGACCAUGUUUAGGCAACAAUACGCAAAUUGAAUUGAAUUGAACAAAAUCUUGUGGCCCGGAAUCGUGCUGUUCCAAAAGGGUCGGAUAUUGGGAAAGGACUGUUGAAAGAUGACUUUAUUUCAUAGAUUAUAGUCAAGAGGGGACUCAUUGCACGCAGUGCAUAUAUUUGAUAGGACGGGACCGAUUCUACAUAAAUAUUAAUUAAACCUGCUACAUUUGCCAGAACGAAUUUGCAUGGAAAAAGUCAGUAAAGGUGUUAAUAGCUCCACUUUGUCAAUAAUAUGGUCACAUAGUCAAGGAAUGACCUCUUUAAACUUCUAGGAUGCGGUUUUGCUCCAAGCAGAUGAAUGCAAGGAUUAUUUUUACGAAAACAUUGUGUUUCUUACCCGGAAGCGUUUACUAAACUCAGACUAGAUACUUUAGCAUCAAAAUGCUUAAGUCAUAUGKGCUGAGGGACUUAGACUACCAUCUUGACAAUGACAUCUUUAACCUAAUCAUCGGUGACAGUAAGAGACUCGCAGCCUUUUAGCAUUUUGUACCGUCAUCGGGUAACACGUCUUUUGGUCUUGGCAGUUCAACAGUGCAGGGCAUAUUGCCGAUUAAAAUACGCUACGCAUAUUCAUCCUAUCCGCUCGCGUUGGAAAAGGACUUUACAGGAGUCCAAAGCUUACUCACUCCGAUGGAGGGGUUACAGAAUUUAUAGCGCUGCACCCAUUUCGUUUGCUUAUGUUUAUUUAACAUUUGCCAAAUCUCCACAUUGCGACUCCUUAUGCGGGUACGACAGGGAUUGGCCUCAAAAUGAACAAAACCCGUAAAACUAACGAAAACGACAGGAUUUAUGAACAGAAACCAACUCAUGCUGUCGCAUUCUAGAACGAUUGUAACAGAUUUUAAACCAAAUGAAAAACAAGAAAAAUUUCAAAACCACCAUAUUGCCAGAAUAGUGACGUACUCCUUGUGACUUUUUUCUGUUUGGGAAACUGAAAAGUCCGCUUCGGGAAAUACGCCAAGAAUUUAUUGAUUGAAGGCAAACUGUUUGCAUCGUAAACAAACAGCUGACAAACACCCACUAAUUGACACAUAGAGAUCAAUCUUUAUAAACAUAACAAAGAUUGUACCAAACCAACCAAAAAUUUGUAUACAUAACGGUUUGCACACGCAGUUAAUUUGUACCCGAAACUGCGUUAAAAUAUGUUAGUUUAAAGGUUGCUGCAUUGUUUUAGAUAAUAUAAUAAUAUAUACAAUAAAUGAAAAAUGCUUCUGUUAA